UCUCACCACCUACCAUCGUCGCCACGAGAGAGAGAGAGAGAGACGGUGGAGAGAAAGAAAGGGACGAUGAGAGAUGGUGGGAUUGAGUAUUCUCCUCGAAGCCCAGAAGAAUCUUAAGGAAAGCCCACAGGUCAUCAAUAAGACUACCAUGGUGAAACCCAUCCCUUCUCCAUCUUCAACGUCGUCAUCGCUGUAUUCUUCGUCACCUCUCCCGGCGAUUUCGUUUCUUGACGAGUGUUUUCUCUGUAAACAGAGGCUUUUACCCGGCCAUGACAUUUAUAUGUACAGAGGAGAUCGGGCUUUUUGCAGCGUCGAGUGCAGGUGUAGCCAGAUCUUAAUGGACGAAGAAAACAUCAAGAGAGAAAUCUGCUAUCAGGCUGCCAUGAGACCCACAUCGUCGUCGCCAUCGUCGUCGUCGUCAUCCCGUCAUCGCAAAGGAAACAGAAGCCGGGCGGGUGCGUUUGCCUACUGAAAGCAGAACAGAAUCCUUGUCCUAAUUUUGCCAUUUUACCCCUACACAUCUGGUGUAAUCCCCGAGAGACGCUCUUUUUAUCGUUUUCUUUGCUUCCUUAUGAGAAACCAAAAGGUCCCUGAACAAACCCUGCUGCAACUGGCCAGAGCGUGCCCACUGUUUCCCCCUCCCAGACCUUUUUGCAUUUCCAUUUUUCUUCGCUGCCGGAAAGGUACAGGAUAUAUUACUUGUCGGCGAAGUGUAUUUUGCUACUCCUAAUUAUGCUUAAAUCUAAUUAACCCAUGAUUAUUAAU
Molecule: messenger RNA, 765 nt
Organism: Nelumbo nucifera (sacred lotus)
Lineage: Eukaryota; Viridiplantae; Streptophyta; Magnoliopsida; Proteales; Nelumbonaceae
Product: DUF581 family protein, putative (DUF581)
Source: RefSeq, a predicted model, not a curated record